GGCAUGCGCGUGGCGCGGCCCGCCCUCCGGCACAAAAUGGCGGAACUUGAACACAGCUGAAGCUGUGAGAGGGGAAUUGAGGGAAAGAGCGUGGAGCAACACUGUACAAAAUUCAGAGAUUCAAAAGGGAAAAUCAGCAUUAUAACCUUGAAAAGGCCUUAACGGGGGCAGGGCGACUGACAUCGAUAAAGACAGAACCACCUACUGCAGAUUGGGUCCUCCACUUUAUUAGUUCAUUUUCUCAUAACUUAUGUUGGAUUUAAACCUUCCUGAAUGAAAUAUGGCACACCCUGUUUCUAAUAAAGAGUUUGUGUAACAACAUAAUGGCAAAGAGAACUGCAGACAAGGAACUAACUGACCGGAAUUGGGAUCAGGAGGAAGAGUCUGAAGAGGCAGGAACCUUCUCAGUUGCAAGUGAAGACGUAUUGAAAAAUAGAGCUAUCAAAAAAGCAAAACGCAGAAACAUCCUCGCUGAGUCUGAUGGUGGUGGAGUUUUCAAAGGAUUCUCUGGUCUGUCUUCAUCAACUGGAAAUACUGGCUUUGGAGGAUUUGGAAACGGUUCUGGUUUCAAGCCUUUGCAGGGGUUAUCCAAUGGAAGCAAUGCAUCAUCCUCCUCUUCGACGUCUGCGCUUUGUUGUGCUACUGACGUAAAUGAUACAGUAGGCUCUUUCCUGUCUAAUGGUCCUCCAUCAAACCCCUUGGCAAAAGGCGAAAUAGGUACAAAAGCAAAUGGUGUUAAUCAAAUUAACUCUCGGAAUAAAAUGGGCUGCACUGAAUACAACAAACAACUAGCAGCAUUGAAUUGUUCAGUCCGAGACUGGAUCACCAAGCAUGUCAAUGAGAAUCCACUUUGUGAUUUGACCCCAAUCUUCAGAGACUACGAGAAGCAUUUGACAAGCAUUGAGCAGAAAUAUGGUAGCAGUUCUGACAGUGGUUCAGAGAGUGACACAAGCAGCAAGAGGCCAGAAAAGCAAUCUGUUAACACAUUCGGUGUUUCCAAAACAUCACAGGGGACAACCCCACCAUCUUUAUUCUCAUCUGCCAAAAGCAAUGACAUUAUUCCACUCACUUCAGAAAUAAAGCCUGUGACUACAGGGGGAAAUAGUGGAAACACCAGCUUCCUCUUUGGGAAAACAGUGGAAAAGCCUCCUUUAUCCAGCUUUUCUUUCAACAGUGGUACAUCAGGCUCAUUAUUUGGAAAAGAUCUGAACCAAGAAAAGACUGGUACUCCAACAUUUUCCUUCACAGCAUCAGAAGAAAUAAAAGACAGUGAACAUAAAGUUGAAAAAGAUGAAGAGAAUGAAGAACCUCCCAAACCAAUUGUGAAUGAAAUCAAAGAGGAUGAUGCAAUCUUUUCCAAGAAGUGUAAACUGUUCUACAAGAAAGAUGGGGAUUUCAAAGAGAAGGGAAUUGGUACAGUUCAUUUGAAACCUGUGGCAGAUCAGAAGAUCCAGUUGUUAGUGCGAGCAGACACUAAUCUAGGAAAUAUUUUACUGAACAUUAUGCUUCAUCCAUCACUGCCUUGUACAAGGACAGGAAAGAACAACAUCCUCAUUGUUUGCAUUCCCAACCCCCCGAUUGAUGAGAAGAAUCCUGGCACUGCUAUUCCAAUUUUGAUUCGUGUGAAAACCACUGAAGAUGCAGAUGAGCUCCACAAAAUUAUAACCGAGAAAAAGGCUGCGCAUCAAGUGUAAUUCCUGCUCAAUUUAGUGUUGUGAAGAGUUUUUGCCAAGUUGCUUUAUUUCUCUGGGUUUUUUUUUAAGUUAAUGAGUAUGGGAAAUAUGUUGGUUAGGCAGAUUGAACUUCAGUGCAUUCUUCCUAAUUUGAACAUCCCUUUUCAUUUGGAUGAAGUUGCCUUCUGCAUACAAUUGUGACCUAACUGAUUUUUUUUUUAAGCAGCAUUUUAUACCUUAAAUUUGAUUAAAUGGGGCCAGCAUAUUCAGUAACUCUGCAAUUCUUGACCUGGAAGAAUCUGCAUGCUAAUUUAGGGGAUUGGAAUUUAAGUUCUUACAUCUGCUAUUAUUCAGUCUUGCUAAACCAGUUAUUUUUCAGGUUCCUAGAUGAACUCAAAGCUGUAGCAGUAUUUGAAGCUGUUCUAAUGAUUGGACUAUGCUUAAACAGUUACUGUUUUCCCCCCCCAUCCCCAAAAAGCCAUGAGAUUCAUACCUGAUGUGGUAAAAUAAAAUAAUGAGCCUAGGAGAACUUGGAAACUAAAAUGAGCAAGAAAGGAAAACAAACCAAAUCAGAAUCAAAAAAGUGAUGAUUGAAUGAAAAGACUGUACAAGGACAAGGAAGGGAAUGACAGGUGAACAGGAUUGAACAUAACCAAGUAGUAAAGAAAUUAUUGUUGGAUUUUUGUAAUUUCUUCCAAAGUCUCUUGUAGCCGUCCAUUUUAACUGCUUGUCAGCUACAUGAUUUUCAUUUCAUGUCAUAAAAUUGUAAUAAAAAAAACUACAUUGAA
Messenger RNA from Carcharodon carcharias (great white shark), 2461 nucleotides. RefSeq names its product nucleoporin 50 (gene nup50). Bases 324 to 1694 code for a protein of 456 amino acids. The record is from RefSeq and is a predicted model, not a curated record. Gene Ontology annotation, biological process: protein import into nucleus. NCBI's taxonomy places the organism in Eukaryota, Metazoa, Chordata, Chondrichthyes, Lamniformes, Lamnidae. Gene Ontology annotation, cellular component: nuclear pore. The transcript is spliced from 9 exons.